Messenger RNA from Schizophyllum commune H4-8, 975 nucleotides. RefSeq names its product SET domain-containing protein. Lineage: Eukaryota; Fungi; Basidiomycota; Agaricomycetes; Agaricales; Schizophyllaceae. Gene Ontology annotation, molecular function: protein binding. Bases 1 to 975 code for a protein of 324 amino acids. The transcript has 11 exons. The record is from RefSeq and is a predicted model, not a curated record.
AUGGUGGCCAACGAGGUGGAUGGGGAGCCGCACCCUCCAUUACAAUUCCUCUACUCGAACCGCCUUUGGCGCCAGGGUGCACAGUGGCAUGCGGACGCGACCCCGAUCAUGUUUUUGUACAUACCCGUGUUCGAGUGCCACGACGGCUGUCGCUGCGGUCCCAGCUGCUCAAACAGGGUCGUCCGGGAGGGUCGCCAGGCUGCUAUAGCGAUCAAGAAGACAUUACGCAAAGGUUGGGGCGUUUUCAAUGGCCCGACCCUCCUUCAAUACGGCCAAUAUAUCGGUACCUUCACGGGGGAACUACUGACCCCCGAAGAGGCGGCAGAACGCGAUGGGCAACCUCGCACACCUGGCGCACCCAUGGUCAUUGACGCGUCACGAGCCGGGAAUUUUACCAGGUUUCUCAAUCAUUCCUGUGAUGCUAAUCUAUCCUCCAUCGGCGUUUUCUCCAACGAGCCAAACAACGGCACCCCCAAGCUCGCUUUUUUUGCUAAUCGCGACAUUGCACCCGGGGAGGAGCUCUGCAUUCGAUAUAUGAGCAUACCUGACCAGGAUAGCGCGGGCCACGCCUCCGAGACCGGCGAGGAUGGGGCGGGCGACGCCGCCGAGACCGGCGAGGAUGGGGCGGGCGACGCCGCCGAGACCGGCGAGGAUGGUGCACGCUGUCUGUGCGGCUCGCGCAACUGCCGAGUGCUGGCGCUGAGGGCGCGCUCGAUGUCCAUGGAUAGGACCUACUCCAUCUUCAUCUGCUUUGCUCGGCCGAGCGUUUUCUUCCUCGCAUCGUGCGGCAGGCUGGGCUUCAAGCCGUCUCAGGGGAUACAUUCGCAGGUCGACGCCGGCGGCGGCGGCGGCAGAGAGGGCGCGCUGCAGCCAGCGGUGGCGCAGAAACCACGUCGUCAGCCCCCGACGCUAAUAUCGCCUAUAUGCUCUGGGGCGUUUCUGACGAGCGCGCCAGAAUGGUACCGCUCACGAUGA